UGCGGCGCCGCAAACAAAAUGGCUCUGAUUUUUGCAGACUAGAAAAAGUUGUUGGUUUUACCAUAUUCCCGAUGCAAUAGUGAGCUUAAAGCAAAUGCAAAAAGACCAAGUGUCGAGUUCGCGGUUGUGGCGACGGUAAAGAUGGAAGCUGGUGUCCGGGAUACAAAGGCAGAGCUCCUCAAAGUGAAAAACCAGGCAGCAGUCGUUUUGGCCAUUUGUGGCAUAUAGGAUACGAAAACUAGUUCUUACGCACACACGCACGUACUCACACUGAAGAUUCGCUGAAGACGCAACUCACGCACAAAAACCUCUUAGGUGGCCAAAAAUGGAGGGCAUGGAUCUAUGGACGUCGAUGUUCUCAUCCGAUUUUGAGGAGGGUGAGCCGGAAGCGGAACCGGAGGGCAGCGAGCAAUACGGAAAUGGCAAUGAUGAUUUCAUAGGAGAUUCGGAGAUCCUGGAAGCAGGAGACGCCAUUGAUGAUCUGCUCGAAGGCGAAGACGAUGAAAGGGAAGAAGAGGAGUACGAGGAUAGCCCAAAGGCAACAAAGAAACCUGAUCCCGACGACGAUGCUCUUUUUGACUUUGAUACGGAGCCUAUUGUAAGCAUUGCCGAGCCAAAUAACUCGGUUUUGGCCCCUGCGGGACCCAUGGGCCAUCGUGUUCGGCCCCCGACGCAGCGUCAAUCAGUGCCCGGUGCUUUGGGUCGACCCAGAAUAGGUCCUGGUCUCUCCGUAAGACCCACCACCUCGCAGAUCAAUGCUACGGAUGAGAAUGGGGUGCCUAUUAACUACGAGCUGGGCGUGGUCUACAUCUGCCCUGCCUGCGGCGGAGAGUUCCGCCAACAGGACCACUGGAAGCGGCAUAUGAACCACAUCCACAAGUACAACACCCUGCGUGGCUUGAAUUUCACGCCGCUAGAUAAACUUUAUCAGCGCUGCAAGGAGUGUAACAAGCGAAUCGCUAUGCAUAGCCGGGAGAAUCUUCUCAAGCACAAGUUCACUCACCUGCCCUUCAGGUGUACCAAAUGCUACUUCUGCAAGCGGGAGUACAAAUACAGGCAAGAUCUUAUGGUUCACCUGCGCUUGGUACACUGUGACGAAGUGGUGGCCAUGAUGCGGGGGGGAUAUAAUGCUGCAGGCCGUAAGACGCGGGUUAGGGAAUCUAGAACCGAGCAAUUGCAGCGGGAAAAGAGCUUCCGAGAGAAUAAUGACUUUGAGGAGGAGGAAGAUCGCAUAGAGGUGCGGAAUGAGUUGCUCGAGCCAGAUGCGGAUGAGGUCGGUCUCCUGGAGCAACCUUUGGUGGAGGAAGUUUCCAAGAAGAAGGUUUCACGAAAUCGAGGGGCUGCCGAACUGUGCGAGGAUUACAUACACUACAUGUGCCCCGACUGUGGAACCGAAUGCGACACACAUGCACAAUGGAGUCAGCACAUCGAGUUCGUUCAUGACUACGUGAGCCGAAGGGGACUUAAUUUCCGGAGCGUAGAUAUGCAGAUGCAAUGCCUAGAGUGCAAAAAGAUUGUGAUUCCAAACACCAUAAAAUCGCUGCGCUCCCACAAAUUCAGCCAUUUGUCGCAGCCAGAGUGGCUGCGCUGCAAACUCUGCUACAGGGGUUUCACGGAUCAUCAGGAGGUGAUCAGACAUCUGCUGCAGCAGCACCACAUGGAUUCGCUGAUGUCGGAGGAAAUUGAGGACGAGGAUGGUGAUGGUUCGUUAUCCAUAAUGCAGCAAGAAGAAUCCGUCGAGGAUAACGGAAACGGCGAAGGUAGUGGCGCCCCCUUGGACGAAGACUCUCCUUACUUUGAAGACGCGCCCAGACGCGGCGGGCGCAUCAGCAGCGAUGACAUGUUUGAGCCUCACAUCGACUAUCUCUGCCCGCAGUGCGGUAAAGAGUUCAUCGAGAAGAAGCAUUGGCGCACCCAUGUGGUCAUGGCGCACAGCAUGAACGAUCUGACGAAGCUGAACUUUGAGAUGAUCAACGAACGGCAACUGAAAUGUACUGAGUGCGAGAAGAUAAUCACCAACGCGUAUGGAAUCCAGAAUGCCCAGCAGCACAGGAUCACCCAUCUUCCGUUCAAGGCGUACGCCAGAUGUCGCAAGUGCAACAAGUCGUACACGGAUAGGAAAGGUCUCGUCAAGCAUCUGGCUACUUAUCAUGGCGUUGGUUGGCCAAAAAGGUCCGCCGGAGAAGUUGGUGUGCCAGCUUCGUUGCCCACACCCAUCAAGCAACCCCGCAAGCAGAUCGUGACGGUGGCGAAUGAAACAUACGAGAUAAUUUAUCUUGACGACGUCGAUCAAGGCGAAAUGGAAGAGGAUAACGAUUUUGGAGAACAGAUGCAGGCGGAUGAAGAGGAUUACCUGAUUGCACCAGCUCCAGCUCCUCCUCCACCUCCUCCUCCUCCGCCACCCUCGCAAGGACCUCAUCAACGCUAUAAGUGCGUCCAUUGCGGUACACUCUUUCCCACCCAGGCGGCUGUACGGGUUCACAUAAGCGAGAAACGUUGCAGGAAGACAGUCGGCAGAAGAAGUCGACAGGCCGUGAAUUCAGCCGGGUUGGACCCAUCCGUUCCCACCGUGGAACAAAACUACAUCUUCUUGUGUCCUUCCUGUGGCAUGGAAUAUAAGACUCAGUUCGAGUGGCGUCGUCACAUUAAUGAGGUACACAACUUUGACAAGCGGCAAUAUCUUAAUAUGAAGCAGUUGGAUAAGUACCGUUACCAAUGCACUCAGUGCAAGGACAUUGUGUGCAAUUCGAAGCUGAAGGGGUUGCAAGACCACCACUUCCGACACCUGCCAUACCGACUGUAUCUUAAGUGCCUAAUAUGUGGUACUUGCUACAAUCAUAAGCCGAACAUUGCGGCACAUUUGAGAGCCCGACACAGCAUCUACGAUAGAGAGGCACCGGCGAUGAUCACCAAACCGAAGCAGGUGUUCGGCCGCCACAAGGAUAACAGCAGUAAGGAGAAACCAAGACUGUCCUCUCCGCCUCCAGCACCACCGUCUCCCCCGGCAUGCUCCUCAUCAUCUGCUUCCUCAGUGGCCAGUCGUUCAUUAAAACCACAGCCUGGGGGUUUACCCACUCGACCCGCUGGUCUCAACACAUUGGAGGACAGCAUCUCAUACCAUAAUGCCGUGGAUUUAGACUUCAUCACGUAUUUCUGCCCCAAGUGUAAUCAAAACUUUGACUCACAUGCAUUCUGGCGAAAACACAUCGUGGAGCAACACAACUUUAAUAGUCGGGAAGGACUGAACUUCCGCCAAAUCGAUAACCAUCACUACCUGUGCCUGGAGUGCUACAAGCGGGUGACCGUGACCCACACCAAAGGCGCAAUCGGGCAACUGCAGUCACACAAGUUCCGCCACCUGCCGCAUCGAUCGUUUAAGUGCUUGACAUGUGACGGCGAAUUUGUACGCAAGCAAAUGUUCUUCAAGCACCUGAAUCGCGACACCAAUCGCUGUGAUAAUCGCCCGCACAGAGAUUUGGAAGACGAUGACGCGGAACAGGAGACGCAGCUGCAAUCCAUUUUUCACCUGGCGUGUCCGCAGUGCGGUGACAACUUUACAACACGCAACAAGACACAGUGGCGCGAGCAUAUUAACGACUACCAUGGUUUGGCGAAGUUGGACCUAUUGCACAUGAGCAAAGUGGAUGACAACCUUUACCGCUGCCAGGACUGUGACGAGGAGCUACAGACAAAUCGACAGUGGGUAUUGCAGUUCCAUCGAUUCCAGCACCUGCCACAUGCAGCCUACAUCCGUUGUAAACUGUGCAAGCAGAGCAAUGAAGCUGGUGCAGCAUCGGCGGGGGAGUUACAUAGCCUACGUGAACUGCAACAGCACCUACGUAAGCACCAUCCAACGGUAGGCGAAAACGAAAUGAUAUUACUCCGAGAGCAGAUUGUUCUGGAGGAGAAGGAACAAGAAGAAGGGGGGGAACUGCCCGCAGACGAGGAAAGCCAAGCUGACCAAGAUUCUGGACCGUAUAUGCCGCUACCGCCGCAUUUAUUGGACGAUGGGGACGACAUAGAAUUCGAGGACCAGUAUCUGCUGGGCUAGGAUCCACUCAUAAGAACUAUUCGACAGAAUAAUAUCCAAGGUGCAAAAUGUAUUCUUUCGAUGAUAACAAGUAAUUUCAUCUUAUUUAAAAAAUAGUUUACGGUUAUAUUGAAAAACAAAGACCUCGUCUUGCCCAUUUUUUUAAAAAUACUUAUUCCGAUGUAUUAUUUUA
This is a messenger RNA of Drosophila eugracilis, 4223 nucleotides long. Its product is annotated as zinc finger protein 236. Lineage: Eukaryota; Metazoa; Arthropoda; Insecta; Diptera; Drosophilidae. The coding region runs from base 326 to 4051 and encodes 1241 amino acids. Gene Ontology annotation, cellular component: chromosome. The transcript has 3 exons. The record is from RefSeq and is a predicted model, not a curated record. Gene Ontology annotation, biological process: regulation of transcription by RNA polymerase II. Gene Ontology annotation, molecular function: chromatin insulator sequence binding.